UAUCUUACAACAUUGAACAGAAAAUACGUUUGUCUAAACGACUAAAGUCACUUCGCCAAUAUUGAGAAAAAAUUAUCUAAACCGACAAAAGAUAACAGAUUGAAUAUACUAAUGGAAGGUUGUGAAUUUGAUUACACAUUUAGAAAUCGUUUUUUUUCAAGUUGCAACUCCCCAAGAAAUAUGUCAACCCCCUGGGGGAAAACUCGGGCAGCACCUGUGAUGCCAUGUUCACUACAAGAUGUGAUGAGUGAACAGCUUGCAACUGAACUACAACACCAAGAAGAAAAAGAAAGUUUAAAUGCGGGGGAAACAAGAACUUUUCAAGAAAUCUUGGCCGCAGCUUCAGAAAAUUCUGCAGAGACCACAGAUGACUGGCUCCUGGCUCAGAUGUUACAACAGGAGUUUGACCGGGAACAUGACCAGGCACUAAAGAUUGAGGAAAAGAAAUUCAAUGGAAACAAUAAAGUGUCCAUUUCAUUUGAAAACUACAGAGCUGUUCAUCCAGCAUACAGAGACGAUGAGGAGGACGACGAGGAAGUAGACCAAGAUGAAAUGGAGAAUAGGAAAAGCGCAUGGGACAGCCCUAGUCCAAAGUUUAAGAAAAGUGGAGUGUCGGGGAAAGGGAAAAAUAUCACCACUAAACAUGAUGCUGUGAUAUGUGGCAGGAGAAAUGCUUCCAAAAUAAUGGAUUUUGGUCCAGAAUUUCAUUCUGGUGAUGGUGAGGGCAUCGACAUGAAGCUGUCAAAUAAAGUCUACAACAGACUGAAGAUGCACUCCCUUUCAGAGACAAAGAGAAGCCAACGGUUACACGAAAAGAAGGAGUUCUCAACCAGUGAACAUGUACUAGACCCUCGCACCAAACUGCUGCUGUAUAAGAUGGUAAAUAAUGAGACACUGGAGUCAGUGGGGGGAAGCAUCAGCUCCGGGAAGGAGUCUGUCAUCUACCAUGCGUAUGGAGGGAGCAAAGAAGGGGUGCUGCUGUCUCAUGAAUGUGCAAUAAAGAUCUACAAGACCACGCUGAACGAGUUCAAGAACCGGGGGGCCUACGUGGACGGCGAUCACAGGUUCUCCAGGGACGAGUUCAAGAAGAACAACCCCAGGAAGGUGAUCCGCAUCUGGGGAGAGAAGGAGACAGCCAACCUCAAUAGGAUGAAGAAGUUUGGGAUCCCUUGUCCUGCAGUACAGGUCCUCAACAAACAUGUGCUAGUGAUGAGUUUCAUUGGUAAAGAUCAGAUCCCAGCUCCUAAACUAAAGAAUGCCCAUCUGUCUGUGGAAGAUCUAGAAGAUGCAUAUGAACAGGUUGUCAAGAUAAUGGAUACCAUGCAGAAUAAGUGUGCCCUGGUCCAUGGAGACCUGAGCGAGUACAACUUGCUUUGGUUCGAGGAUAAGGUGUGGGUCAUUGACGUCAGCCAAUCAGUGGAGCUCACACAUCCAAAGGCAAUGGAGUUUUUGUUCAGAGACUGCUACAAUGUGUGCAAGUUCUUCAAGAAGGCAGGAGUACACAAUGUCAAAGAACCAGAGAAACUGUUCAACCAAAUCACUGGACUCAACAUAAAGGGAAAAGGUGCAGAAUUUGCUGCCCAGGUGCAGAGGUAUGACAAGGAAAGGAGUGCCGAAUUACUGGCCCACCAAAUCACCAUGAAGGAAUACGCCUUCGAUUACUACUUUGAGAAGUCCCAGCAGGACAGACUGCUGGAAGAGCAAGAAGAAGAAGGGGAGGAUCUAGGAGAGGUGUUGGAGGAACGAAAUGACCCGUUUGAAUAUUUCUACGAGAAGUCAUUACAGGAUAAGGCUGACAGAGAAGAGGAGGCGGAAAAUUCCUCAGAGAAUGAGGAGGAUGAUGAUGAUGAGGUUAUUGAGGAGGAGCUGAAGAACGCAGAUGAGAGAACGAUGGACAAAAUAAAAUUAGGAUAGUAAAUGUUACAGGGAAAGGGGGUGGGGUUGUUUUGUUUGUUGUCCUUAUUGAAACUGCCAAAUUUCAGUAUCAGUUGAUUUAUACUAAUAUUCUGUGGAGGGACCCACAGGAUUAUUGCUCUAAAGAGAAAUCCUGUGGGUUCCAGUGGUGACAUUACAUGACGAUGAUGUAUCAGUGUAUUGAUGGGUUUUUUUGGGUGUAGAUGUGAAAGUCUGACUAUAAAGCAGGUUCUUUAUUUAUUCCAGUUAAAAGAACUGAUGUGAUCAGCAUAAUGAAUUCAAAGAAGAAUAUUUUUUAUAAAUCUAAGAGAUGAAAUUGAACUGUUAAUUUUUUUUUUUAUUUUGAUAUUGUCAUUUUAUUUUAUUAAAAUAUCAUUUAACCAAAGUAAGUUUCUAUUUAU
Magallana angulata is the source of this 2315-nucleotide messenger RNA. RefSeq names its product serine/threonine-protein kinase RIO3-like. Gene Ontology annotation, biological process: protein phosphorylation; maturation of SSU-rRNA. Gene Ontology annotation, molecular function: ATP binding; protein serine/threonine kinase activity. NCBI's taxonomy places the organism in Eukaryota, Metazoa, Mollusca, Bivalvia, Ostreida, Ostreidae. The record is from RefSeq and is a predicted model, not a curated record. Bases 112 to 1914 code for a protein of 600 amino acids. The transcript has 10 exons. Gene Ontology annotation, cellular component: preribosome, small subunit precursor; cytosol.